Messenger RNA from Pisolithus orientalis, 3302 nucleotides. RefSeq names its product MCM-domain-containing protein. NCBI's taxonomy places the organism in Eukaryota, Fungi, Basidiomycota, Agaricomycetes, Boletales, Pisolithaceae. Gene Ontology annotation, molecular function: ATP binding; single-stranded DNA helicase activity; single-stranded DNA binding. The transcript is spliced from 8 exons. Bases 126 to 3110 code for a protein of 994 amino acids. Gene Ontology annotation, biological process: mitotic DNA replication initiation; DNA strand elongation involved in DNA replication; DNA replication. The record is from RefSeq and is a predicted model, not a curated record. Gene Ontology annotation, cellular component: nucleus; MCM complex.
GGAGGUUAGUUGAGGAUCGUGACUUUGCCCGCCCUAAACACAAAGCGAAUUGACGCGUCGCGACGCGUUCGCAUCUCUUUUCUUUACUUACUGGUGUGAAGUGUUGUGGUCAGAGACUCAAGAUUAUGUCGUCCCCACCCAGAGUCGAUUUCCCAACGUCCGAUCUCGAGGAUGUCGAGAUGGAUGGACCAGCCCAGGAUGGGAGCGCCGAAGACCAAUCGAUGUCCAUCGCACCACAAAGGCUGUUCCUCGGGGGUACUCCAUCCGUAGCUGGCACCCCAGUACGCCAGCGGCAUGCAGCAGCCAGUAGUCCAUUGGCAGGAAUUACUGCAAGACGCGCGGUUGGAAUGAGCACGCCGCGCCGGCCACCUCGCACUCCCUUGUUCGCACCUGGUAGCUCCUCGCCCUUGGCCUUCCCCAGUUCUUCGCCUGUCAAAACGCUACGGAAAAGAGUCACGAUAGACUCUGAUCCACCCGCACCAGAUUCCUCAGAACCUCUGGCUUUUCCAUCGAGCCCAGCUCCCGUGAUCACUCCUGCUAAGCUUCGGAGAGGAGACAUUCGCUCUAGCUUUGCGCUCCCCACGGCAACGCCCCGUCAGGCCAGGAGGACGUAUAAUGCUGAUAUGAGCGAUAACCUGCGAUCUGAUGGAACCCGCAUGUCUAUGCCCCUUUCCUCUGCGCCAACUUUUUCUGCUCCUGCGCUGCCGUCCGACGAGCCUGAUCAAGUCCGCGCUAUAUGGGGUACCACAGUUAACAUUGCAGAGACCAUGAAACUUUUCCGCGAUUUCCUACGUGGUUUCAAGCCAAAGUACAGGGUACGCCAUGAUCGAGAGCAAAAUCUUCGCACGCGUGCAUUUUCUUCUCCAGAUGAAGCUGAAGUCGUGCUGUACGAGACCUACCUACGAAUUAUGCGCCAGACAGGUCAGACGAACCUAAACUUCGACAUGGUCAACCUCCUCGCAUACCCAGCAUCUAAGAAGCUGUUCACGCAACUCCAGAAAUACCCAGAGGAAAUUGUCCCUGCUAUGGAUCAGGUUCUGAAGGACCUCAUGUUGGAACUCGCUGAGGAGGAUCAAAAUGCUGGAAUGGAAGGUAUGCAAGGCGACCAGGGCGAUGAAGAAAUUGCAGACAUUAUGGCCAAGGUGUACAGAGUCCGUCCGUUUGGGCUGAAGGCUAUCAACAUGCGCGACCUCAAUCCUACCGACACGGACAAACUUGUCUGCAUCAAGGGUCUCGUUAUCCGUGCAACUCCGGUCAUCCCAGAGAUGAAAGUCGCCUUCUUCCGGUGUCUAAAAUGCUCGCACACAGCCCAAGUAGAAAUAGACCGAGGUAAGAUCGAGGAGCCAGCGAAAUGUCCCCGUGAUGUCUGUGAAGCAGUCGGAACAAUGUCACUUGUGCACAACCGCUGCGACUUUUCCGACCGCCAAGUUAUUCGACUUCAAGAGACUCCUGACUCUGUACCUGAUGGCCAGACGCCGCACACUGUCACUCUGAGUGUGUACGACGAAAUGGUGGACGUAGCGAAACCCGGCGAUCGCAUCAUCGUAACUGGUGUAUACAGGAGCGUACCAGUGCGAGUGAACCCUCGCCAACGAACCAUGAGGAGCUUAUUCAAGACAUACCUGGACGUCGUACAUACACGACUCGGGGCUGAUGGUGCAUUGGCCUUUGACCGCACUACGAGACCUGCUACUGGAGACCGCAUGCCCGGAAUUGGUGAUUCUGGUGACGCCGAGGAGCCGGAAUUCGAGGAUGGCAUUGCCGGUGGUCACAGGAGGAGGACGAGAAAAGCCGAACUUGAAGCCAAGCUAAUCGAAAUCAGCAGAAGGCACGACGUGUACGAUUUCCUCGCACGCUCCGUAGCCCCAUCGAUAUGGGGUAUGGACGAUGUCAAGAAAGGCGUUCUACUCCAGCUCUUCGGCGGCACUAACAAGAAUAUCGUAAGGGGUGGUGGAGGGGGUGGUCCAAGAUACCGCGGGGAUAUUAAUGUACUACUAGUAGGAGAUCCUGGUACGAGUAAAUCUCAAAUUUUGCAGUACGUUCAUAAGAUCGCACCUCGAGGGGUAUAUGCUUCAGGCAAGGGGUCCUCCGCGGUUGGUCUUACAGCAUACGUUACACGGGACCCCGAUUCGAAGCAACUUGUACUCGAGAGUGGAGCUCUCGUUCUGAGCGAUGGAGGCGUCUGUUGUAUUGACGAAUUUGACAAAAUGCCGGACGCCACUCGCAGUGUAUUACAUGAAGUCAUGGAACAACAAACUGUAUCGAUAGCUAAAGCUGGUAUCAUUACAACUCUGAAUGCCCGGACUUCCAUCCUUGCCGCCGCAAAUCCCGUCGAGUCGAGAUAUAAUGUCAACCUUCCUGUGACACGGAACAUCGACCUUCCCCCGACUCUCAUUUCCCGAUUCGACUUGCUUUACCUCGUCCUUGACCAGGUGGACGAGACAUUGGAUCGUAGACUAGCCGAACAUCUUGUCGGCCUGUACCUUGAGGAUGCCCCACUGACCGGUAGCGAAUACGACAUUCUGCCCCUUGAAGAUUUAGCAGCAUAUAUAAAUUACGCUCGCAACCACCUCAAUCCCGUGCUGAGUUCAGAAGCUAGUGACGAACUCGUGGCUGCGUACGUCUCUCUGCGCUCCGUUGGUGCAUCCGACCCCCGGUCAUCGGAGAAGAGAAUCACUGCUACAACCCGCCAAUUGGAGAGCAUGAUCCGUCUCUCCGAGGCACACGCUCGGAUGCGUUUCGCCGCACACGUAGAAGCACAGGACGUCCAAGAAGCGUGCCGUCUCAUGCGCGAGGCCAUCAGGACCAGUGCGAUGGAUCCACGCACAGGCAAGAUUGACAUGGGCUUGCUCAAUACGGGUACUGGCACAGGACAACGCAAGCUGCGAGACGACAUGCGGAAAGAAAUCUUGGCAGUAUUGGAGGGCAGCAGUGGUAAGGGCAGGGGUAUCAGAUGGGGCGACGCUAUGAGGCGUUUGGGCGAGCAGAGUAGCAUUGCCGUUGAUGCUGCAGAAUUCACGGAGGUAAUCAAGGCACUCGAGAAUGAGGGCUUGCUGAUCGUCAUUGGGGAGCGGGACAAGAGGAUGAUUAGGAAGGUCGAGGGUGCGUGAGGGGAGGGUAUUACGUUUUUCCAGGGAGACCUAAAUGUACGGCUCAAAUUCCAACCAGGAGGACACGCUGAAGGAAGGCGAAAUUCACAAUUGAAGGGGUUUGGUGUAUCUCGUGUAUCUCGAUGUAGUGCCUCACGACAUCACUCAACGUAGGCAACAAAAUUAUUUUACCAGUGUACCAACACACGUAUA